UCGCUUCUCUUUCUCUUUCUUUCAUUCAAACUCAACAUAACCUACCCACCUCCCCCCCCUCUCCACUCUCUCUCCCCUUUCCCUUUGCCUUUUGGCUCAGGUGCGACAAUGGUUGGAAGUACACUGGCAAUCCGGUCCAAGAUGGCUUCCCCAGCCACUAUGCAGCUGUCGUCGCUGUCGCGCAGGUCGCUUUCGACGCGACCCCAGCUUCUCCGGUCCGCACGUCCCUUGAGAUUCUCCCAGUUCCAGCGCUCCACCCGUCGCGCCUACGCUGAUGCUGCUCCUCAACCGGCAUUGCCCGCCCCCAAGCCCAAGAAGCGCUUCGGGUUCUUGCGCUGGACCUGGCGCCUGACCUGGAUGAGCACCGUGGGUAUGGCCGGCUACUUGGCUUACAGCGUUUACGACUCGUGCCACCCUGUCGACCAGAUCGAACCCGAUCCGUCCAAAAAGACUUUGGUUAUCCUGGGUUCCGGAUGGGGUUCUGUCUCCUUGCUGAAGAAGCUCGACACCGAGAACUACAAUGUCGUCGUGAUCUCGCCCCGGAACUACUUCCUUUUCACUCCUCUCCUCCCCUCCUGCACAACUGGACAGGUUGAGCACCGCUCUAUCAUGGAGCCUAUCCGCAACAUCCUCCGUCAGAAGAAGGCCCAUGUGAAGUUCUACGAAGCCGAGGCCACCAAGAUCGACUACGAGAAGCGUGUCGUUUACAUCAGCGACGAUUCCGAGAUCAAGGGUGAGAUCUCUCACACUGAGGUGCCCUUCGACAUGCUUGUCGUUGGUGUUGGUGCUGAGAACGCCACUUUUGGCAUCAAGGGUGUGAAGGAGCACUCCUGCUUUUUGAAGGAAGUCGACGAUGCUCAGAAGAUCCGCAAGCGCAUCAUGGACUGCGUGGAAACUGCCAUGUUCAAGGAUCAGACCCCCGAUGAGGUCAAGCGCCUGUUGCACAUGGUUGUCGUCGGUGGUGGCCCCACGGGUGUUGAGUUCGCCGGUGAAAUACAGGACUUCUUCGAGGAGGAUCUCAAGAAGUGGGUUCCUGAGAUCCAGGAGAACUUCCGCGUCACUCUGGUCGAGGCUCUUCCCAACGUUCUUCCCAUGUUCUCCAAGCAGCUGAUCGACUACACCGAGUCGACCUUCAAGGAGGAGAAGAUCACCAUCCGCGCCAAGACCAUGGUCAAGAACGUCACCGACAAGUUCAUCGAGGCCGAAGUCUCCAACCCCGACGGCACCAAGAGCCUGGAAAAGAUCCCCUACGGUCUCCUUGUCUGGGCCACCGGUAACGCGGUUCGCCCCGUCGUUCGCGACUUGAUGAGCCAGCUUCCCGCCCAGAAGGACUCCCGCCGCGGUUUGGCUGUGAACGAGUACCUCGUCGUGAACGGUGCUGAGAACGUUUGGGCUGUCGGUGACUGCGCCAUCACUAACUAUGCUCCCACCGCUCAGGUUGCCAGCCAGGAGGGUGCUUUCCUUGCCCGUCUGUUCAACACUAUGGCCAAAACUGAGAAUGUCGAGUCUGAACUAAAGCAGCUUUCGGAGGCUCAGGCCCAGGCCAAGAACGAUGAGGAGCGCAACCAGAUCUUCGAUGAGAUCCGGGAGCGUCAGAAGCAGUUGCGGAGAACCAAGCAGAUCGGUCCCUUCCAGUACUCCCACCAGGGCAGUCUGGCCUACAUUGGAAAGGAACGUGCUGUUGCCGACAUCAGCUGGCUGAGCGGCAACAUUGCCAGUGGUGGUACCAUGACUUACCUCUUCUGGCGCAGUGCUUAUCUGAGCAUGUGCUUCAGCACUCGUAACCGUGUCCUGGUCGCUGUCGACUGGAUCAAGGCCAAGACCUUCGGCCGCGAUGUUUCUCGGGAGUAAAUUCGUCGUCUUUAGCUCUUGAGAACUACAGUGUAUCACCAUCAGCAGACAUGCUACGCCUAUGAACAUUUUGCAGCGAGGAACUUGCUCUUUUUAAUUCCGCCAUCCGUUUACCCUUCGCAGACAUCCUUCCACUCGACGCCUUUUACAUGACU
Messenger RNA from Aspergillus homomorphus CBS 101889, 2006 nucleotides. RefSeq names its product alternative NADH-dehydrogenase. The transcript is spliced from 4 exons. Gene Ontology annotation, molecular function: NADH dehydrogenase activity. NCBI's taxonomy places the organism in Eukaryota, Fungi, Ascomycota, Eurotiomycetes, Eurotiales, Aspergillaceae. The coding region runs from base 109 to 1851 and encodes 580 amino acids. The record is from RefSeq and is a predicted model, not a curated record.